Cetraspora pellucida is the source of this 1953-nucleotide messenger RNA. NCBI's taxonomy places the organism in Eukaryota, Fungi, Glomeromycota, Glomeromycetes, Diversisporales, Gigasporaceae. The record is from the annotation of a GenBank genome assembly.
AUGAAGAGGACAUUUCAAUAUCAAGACAAUCUUCCAAAGUUACCCAUACCUCCUUUGGAAGAUACUUUACGAAGAUUCUUGUCUGCCGUCAAGCCUCUUCAGAGAGAAAAGGAUCAUUUGCAAACUAUCACUGCUGUGGAACAAUUCCUUCAAAAUGAAGGUCCAAAGCUUCAAGAAAAACUUCAAAGUUAUGCUACUGAUAAGUCUAGCUAUAUAGAAGAAUUUUGGUAUGACUCUUACCUCAACUAUAGCGAUCCUGUGGUCCUUAACUUGAAUCCAUUCUUUGUUUUGGCGGAUGAUCUUAAUUCUGCAAAAAACAACCAAGUUUCUCGUGCCGCUUCAUUGAUACACUCAUCUCUGAAUUUCAUCCAUGCAUUAAGAACUGAAAAAUUGGAACCUGAUAUGUUUAGAGGAAAGCCUCUUGACAUGUCACAGUUUCAACGUAUGUUUGGAACUGCUCGUUUACCAACAGAAAAUGGUUGUAUAAUGAAUACUGACAACGAAUCUAGGCAUAUUGUUGUUUUAUGUCGUGGUCAAUUUUAUUGGUUUGAUGUUUUAAAUGAGAAUAAUGAAGUUGGAAUUACUGAAAAAGAAAUAAUUGCUAAUCUAAAAACAAUAAAACAAGAUGCUCAUGAAAUACCGACUGUCGAAGUAGCGAAACAAGCUGUAGGAAUUCUUUCUACUGAAAAUCGUAAAAUUUGGGCUGAUCUUAGAAUUAUGUUAGAAAAAUCUUCAGAAAAUAAAGAUUUUUUAAAAGUUCUUGAUUCGGCAUUAUUCGUUGUCUGUUUGGAUGAAGUAUCUCCUAAAACUGGUGAUGAGCUAGCAACCAACAUGCUUUGCGGAACAUAUGAUAUACAAGAAGGUGUACAAGUUGGUACCUGUGCUAAUCGGUGGUACGAUAAAUUACAAAUAAUUGUAUGUGAAAAUGGUUCAGCUGGCGUAAAUUUUGAACAUACAGGUGUUGAUGGCCAUACUGUUUUACGUUUCGUUUCUGAUAUUUAUACCGAUACAUUAUUUCGCUUUGCAUCAACUAUUAGUCCUCAUAAUUCAAUAUUUCCUGGAAGUUUGCAAGGCAAACCCAAGCAUUCAAAUGGUAUCAGUCAUAUUGAUUCCAUGCCAAAAAAACUUGAAUGGAUAUUAACUCCUGAAGUUCGCGCUGGAAUUAGAUUUGCUGAAACAAGAUUAAGUGAUCUUAUUCUGCAAAAUGAAGUUCAAGUUCUUGAGUUUGAUAAUUAUGGAAAAAGUUUUAUUACAAGUUGUAAUAUGAGUCCAGAUGCAUUUGUACAAUCAUUCCUCCAUGGUCGUACAGAAGCGAUUCGUUCCGUGACAACUGAAUGUGUUGAUUUUGUUAAAUUUUGGUGGACUGAUUCACCAUAUACCGAAAAACUUAAACUUCUCCGAAAAGCACUUAAUGCCCAUGUGAAUUUGACAAAGAUGUGUGCACAGGGUUUGGGUCAAGAUAGACAUUUAUAUGCACUGCAAUGUGUUUGGCAAAGAGAAGCUGGUAGAAGCUCUGAUUGUGAAGAAAAAAUGCCUGCAAUAUUUAACGAUUCUGGUUGGCAAACAUUGAAUCACACCGUUCUUAGUACAAGUAAUUGUGGGAAUCCUGCAUUAAGAUUUUUCGGUUUUGGUCCCGUAGUUUCUGAUGGAUUCGGUGUUGGUUAUAUUAUCAAGGAUGAUGGAAUUGCUUUUUGUGCUUCUUCUAAACAUAGACAAACGCGUCGUUUCCUUCAAACUUUGGAAAAUUAUCUUAAUGAUAUACAUUUACUACUCCGAUCUGAAAGACGUAUACCUGGAAUUGUUAAUACUAAACAUGAAAGACGCACUAGUUUGCUUUCAGGGUAUGGUUACUUUGAUGCUGGUGGUAUUGAUCAACUACUUGAACUUCGAUUAGAAGAAAGGAGAGGAGGUAUGAAACCAGUUGGAAAGGCAUUAAAAUUAGUAGAUUAUUAA